Molecule: messenger RNA, 1132 nt
Organism: Priapulus caudatus
Lineage: Eukaryota; Metazoa; Priapulida; Priapulimorpha; Priapulimorphida; Priapulidae
Product: small nuclear ribonucleoprotein G-like
Exons: 4
Coding region: 102-332 (76 amino acids)
Biological process (GO): spliceosomal snRNP assembly; mRNA splicing, via spliceosome
Cellular component (GO): P granule; SMN-Sm protein complex; precatalytic spliceosome
Molecular function (GO): RNA binding
Source: RefSeq, a predicted model, not a curated record
AAGGAAUAGCGCAUGUUGUACGAAACUUGCUUUAUCUGUUCUUGGUUGUUUCACAAAAACAACUAGUAUUUUCCCAUAGCAGAUAUCUGUAAAACGUCAGAAUGAGUAAAGCACACCCUCCGGAACUUAAAAAGUACAUGGACAAGAACCUUUCAUUGAAAUUGAAUGGGAAGCGACAUGUGUCAGGAAUGCUGCGAGGAUUCGACCCCUUCAUGAACCUUGUCAUCGACGAUGGCAUAGAACACAAGAAAUCUGGUGAAAAGAUCAACAUAGGCAUGGUGGUGAUCCGUGGCAACAGCAUAAUUCUGUUGGAAGCACUUGAUCGAAUCUGACCCCUGGCAUCGCCAUUGCUUUGUAGAGGACACAUGCCCAUUCUGUCAGCAUCUACACUGCAUAUUUGUACAUAUAAGUUCAUUGUGAUCAGAAUCUUAGUGAAGUAAUUCCAUCAUCUAUUUGUAAAAUAAGGAGUUCUGUUAAACAGUGUACUUAACUGUGUUGUGUACUGUACUGUCUUACAGCACUUGUGUUGCAAUCUCUUAGGUUAUUAAAUAUUUGUGUGUACAAAUAAUAUUAGUUGCAAAACUAGAUCACCUGCUGUUGUCAUCUCUGCUACUUCAUGCUUCUAAGCUUGGAAUGGCUGUCAGUGUCAGGCACGUUAGUACAAGGAAUGUAAGUAGAAUAACAUUUGGCUUGCAGUCACUAUUCUCUUUGUUCAAGUGUUUUAAAUGUGUGAUCAUGUCAGUGGCAAACACUUGCAUUGCAGUUCGUAAGAAUAGGACAUUUAUAUAAUACAGCCAACUUAUGUCUAUGUACGUGUUACAACCUGAGCUUGCCUGAGUUUAGACCUUUCGCUGGCCAGAAGACAUAUCACUGAUCGUGAAAUUUCUAGAACGUUUAUAUUUACAUAAAGUUCUGAUUACUACUGUCAAAGUAUAUUGGGGUUUGUGUCACUUCAUAUUUCGUUUUUGUCUGUUGUGUUUCCUACUUUUUUUUAGUCCCUUAUUUUAAUUGGUUGGGGAUAAACGAUUUUGAACAGAAUUGAUAUGCACUGAAGUAUCUAUAUAUCUGAAGUAAAAGAUUUUAUUUUUAAGACCAAUAAAGAAGCUCCAUCACAGAAAAUUUAAAAACAGUA